Molecule: messenger RNA, 1411 nt
Organism: Dimorphilus gyrociliatus
Lineage: Eukaryota; Metazoa; Annelida; Polychaeta; Dinophilidae
Source: the annotation of a GenBank genome assembly
AGACGACUGACCCUUAUUUGCAUAGCCGCCGCAACACCAGAAAGAAUAUGGCGAAUGGUCAAGAGAGUACUACACGUUGGUUGCCGCUUGAAAGCAACCCAGAUCUUAUGAACAAAGUAAGUUUUAUCAAACUUUAACUAAUAAAGCAUGUUAAUGACAUAACCAUCAGCAACUGGUUGCCAGAAGCGCUUUUUUUUUUUUUGUCAUUUGAACAAUCUACGAUUAGUACUAAUUUAAUUUUUUAACAAUUCACUAAAUCUAUAUUUUAUCAAGUUAAUUCUUGCUUUUUCAUGAAAUUUGUUCAUAGUAAUAUAAUAUUACUAUCUAAAACUUCCGAUUUUGCAAUAGUUCAUCCGAUUAUUGCCCAAUACCUUAUAUUGUGCAAUACAAAGACAAUAUCUACGAAAAACAUUGAAAUUAUGAUUAUCUGAGAAUUCGAGCAAUAUUUCACAUUGUAAUGCAAUAAUUAUUCUGAUCGAGAUUUGAUAUUAACUAGUUAUUUGAUAUAGUAUAGUAAUACUUGUUUUCAAAUUGUAUUACCCUUAUACAGUAUGUUGAAGAGCUGGGAGCGGAUAUGGGCGAGUAUCGUUUCACAGAUAUUUUUGGAUUCGACGCAGACCUAUUAUGCAUGGUUCCAAGACCUGUUCUAGGUCUGGUUCUACUCUAUCCUCUCACGGAGAAGUCGGAGUCUGGCGAAAUUGGUAAAGAAGAUCAAAAAUCGGAUUUAUAUUACACAAAACAAACAAUUGGUAAUGCUUGUGGAACUGUUGGUUUGAUUCAUAUUUUAGCCAAUACAAAAGAAACCCUAAACAUUAAAGCUGACUCGAUAAUUGGGAAAUUCUUGGAAGCUACAAAGUCAAUGUCUCCUCAAGAAAAAGCCGUUUAUCUUGAAAAGGAUGAAAGCUUUGGUGCAACUCAUGAGGUUAUAGCUCAACAAGGUCAAACACAGGCAAGUUUAGACAGUGCUAUUUUGUACAUGAAAAGAGCAUCUCCGCAGAAAUCACUUGAAAGUGAACUAGACAACUUGAAAAUAGUAGACAAAAGUAGUAAAACUAGUGGAAAUUGUAUAACGCGUAAACUUAAACCUAUAUUUGAAAGCAAAAAUAAGAGCGGUUCAAUGAGAAGCAAUCGUUCACCAAAUCCACAACAAGACCUAAAAGUGACUUCAUCCGAAAGUAGUAUUGAUGAUUGUCCCGGUAGAGAAGAUAAGGUCGAUUUGCAUUUCAUAGCUUUUGUUCACUCCAACGGAACUCUAUAUGAAUUAGAUGGAAGAAAGAAUGGCCCAACUGCCCAUGGUCCAACCACUCCUGACAAUUUGCUUGAGGAUACUGUGGCAGUUGUAAAGAAGUUCAUGGCCCGUGAUCCAGAUCAAAUGCACUUUAAUCUGGUGGCUCUAGCCAAGAAUAUGUAA